Phaethon lepturus (White-tailed tropicbird) is the source of this 393-nucleotide messenger RNA. Its product is annotated as tubulin alpha-3 chain-like. The record is from RefSeq and is a predicted model, not a curated record. The transcript has 2 exons. Lineage: Eukaryota; Metazoa; Chordata; Aves; Phaethontiformes; Phaethontidae. Gene Ontology annotation, biological process: mitotic cell cycle; microtubule cytoskeleton organization. The annotation marks the transcript as partial. Gene Ontology annotation, molecular function: GTP binding; structural constituent of cytoskeleton. Gene Ontology annotation, cellular component: microtubule; cytoplasm.
AGGGAGUGCAUUUCCAUCCACAUCGGGCAGGCUGGUGUGCAGAUGGGCAAUGCCUGCUGGGAGCUCUACUGCCUCGAGCACGGGAUCCAGGCGGACGGGACGAUUCCGGGCCCCAAGCAGGUGAAACCUGUGGAGCCGAAGUCUGAACAAGUGGAUUCUUCUUUUGAGACCUUCUUCUGUGAGACAGCGUCUGGGAAGCACGUGCCCCGGGCGGUGUUCAUAGACUUGGAGCCCACUGUCAUCGAUGAGAUCAGGACUGGGACCUACCAUGCGCUGUUCCACCCAGAGCAGCUCAUCAGUGGCAAGGAAGAUGCUGCCAACAACUAUGCCCGUGGCCACUACACCAUUGGAAAGGAGAUUAUAGACACUGUCCUCAGCAGAAUUCGUAAAAUG